This is a messenger RNA of Peromyscus leucopus (white-footed mouse), 995 nucleotides long. RefSeq names its product transmembrane protein 186 (gene Tmem186). Lineage: Eukaryota; Metazoa; Chordata; Mammalia; Rodentia; Cricetidae. The record is from RefSeq and is a predicted model, not a curated record. The transcript is spliced from 2 exons. Gene Ontology annotation, cellular component: mitochondrion. The coding region runs from base 80 to 721 and encodes 213 amino acids.
UUUUUUUCUGAGUUUGCUCAUAAGCUCUUCAAGUUUCCGGAACGAAGUCGGUUUACUGCUCAUUGGAGGAGACGGGAUCAUGGCUGCCCUCCUUCAUGCAGUGCCAAAGUUUCAGGGGCCAGCUGCAUGGGGGAGGCCUCUUCACCGACUGUGGUGCUGCACUGGGCAGGGAGAUCCCAAAAGGUGGGUGGGGAGGAGGUCUCCCACCUCACAGGAGAAGCCACCAGGCACAGAGACUGAGAAAUUCCACAUAAUCUAUCGAUUCUAUGCCAUCAGAGCACUUGGCUUUGUAUCUCGCCUGAAGCUGGCACAGACAGCUGUGACUGUGGCCGCCAUGCCCCCGGGCUUGUACUCAUACUCACAGGGCCUCCUGACCCUCAAUUCACUCUGCCUUGUGAGUGGGAUCUGCAGCUUUGCUCUGGCCAUGCUGUGUUGGAUGAGCUACUUCUUCCGGAGACUGGUGGGCAUCCUGUAUGUGAAUGAGUCAGGUACCAUGCUUCGAGUGGCCCACCUGACCUUCUGGGGGUGGCGACAGGACACUUACUGUGCUGUGUCAGACAUGAUACCCCUGUCAGAAUCCAAGGACCAGGUCCGGGAUGUGUUGAUUCGCAUCCAGCAAUACAGUGGCAAGCAGACCUUCUACCUUACCCUGCGCUAUGGCCGAAUCCUGGAUAGAGACCGUUUCUCACAAGUGUUUGGACCGCUGAGCACACUUAAGUAAAGAACAGCAACUCAGCCUCCUGUAGCCUUGGGUGCACUUGGAGUUUAGACAGGAAGGCCAAGAACGUUGAUGAGGCAGAAGCUAAUAACCAGGACUGGGGCUGAAGCCCAGUUGGUAGACUGCUUGUCUAGCAUGCAGGAAGUGAAACCCUGGGUUCAGUCCCUGGAACUGCAUAUAACCAGGCAUGGUUGUGUGUGUACCUGUUCUUUCAGCACUGGAGAAAAAGUUCAAGGUUUUCUUGGGACAAAAAAAGGGAAGAUAUUAGCCAACUUCA